UCGAACACCCAGUAUUUGAAAAUGGAUUAUCCCCGCCCCGACUUCCAGCGCAAAUCCCUAAACUGGUCCUCCCUCGACGGACCCUGGGCCUUCAUCUUCGAUGACCUCGACACAGGCCUCUCCGAACAAUGGCACCACAAAGGCCUUCCAUCCCAAGCAGACACCAACACCAAACAAGUGAUCAAAGUCCCCUAUGCAUUCCAAACCCCGGCCUCAGGAAUAAACCUCCUCGAAGCUCACGAAGUAAUGUGGUACGAGCGUACCAUCCAAGAUAUUCGCACCGCCUCCGAAAAAACCCACGGAAACAGACUCCUCGUCCGCUUCGGUGCAGUCGAUUACGAAUGUUCCGUCUGGGGUAAUGGCUCCCUCGUCGGAACUCACAGAGGAGGCCAUGUCCCCUUCGACGUGGACGUCACGGAUGCAUUCCGCCAUGAUACUAGCGCCUUACUCACGCUGCGCAUCAGAGACUCGCCAUAUGACCUGACCCAGCCGCGGGGGAAACAGUACUGGAAACCUGUUCCGGAGAGUAUCUUUUACACGCCUACGGGCGGUAUCUGGCAAUCUGUUUGGGUGGAGAGUGUGCCGUCUAUGCGAUUAGCGUGUGGUAGUGGUGGGACUGUGCUUCGGUCGGAUGAUAUUGACAGUGGAGAGCUUCACGCUCAGAUUUCGGUGAUGGAUCGCAAGGCGCGUGCGGAGUGUAGUGUUGAAGUUGAGGCCAGUCUUGGGGGUUGCUUUGUUGGGAAGAAUAAGGUGGCUCUUCCGGCAGAGAGGAACUGGGUGAAUGUGGAUUUGAGUAUGAGGGUUCCUAAUGCGGUGGAGAUGCAGGGGCAGGCGCCGUUUGAUGGAGAAGGGGCUUGGUGUGAUGGUGUUGCACUAUGGGCGCCUGAGCAUCCGAUUCUCUAUGAUUUGGUGCUGCGUCUUUAUGAUGCCUCUGGGGAGGUGGUUGAUGAGGUUGAGACGACCACUGGAAUGCGCAGUCUGUCGUGGACUACUGGGGAUGGGACUUUCAGGUUAAAUGGAAAGCCUCUAUUCCAGAUGUUAUUCCUGGAUCAGGGCUAUUGGCCGGAGACAGGAAUGACGCCUCCUUCUUCUGAGGCUCUCAAGGCGGAUAUUGAGAUGGCGAAGGCUGUUGGAUUCAAUGGAUGCCGCAAGCACCAAAAGGUCGAAGACCCGAGAUUCCAUUAUUGGGCUGAUCGACUCGGUUUCAUCGUGUGGGGUGAGAUGGCCAAUGCCUACGAGUUUGGAAGUGACUACAUCGAAAGGAUGAAUAGCGAGUGGACCGAGGCCGUUAAGCGAGACCUCAACCACCCGUGUAUCAUUACCUGGACACCGAACAAUGAGAGCUGGGCCUAUACUUCUCUGAAGGAUAACAUUGACCAGCGGAACCAUAUGCGUUCGCUAUACUACUUGACCAAAACACUGGAUCCAAGCCGUCCGAUUAACGACAACUGCGGUUGGGAGCACGUCUUAACCGACCUUACCACCUACCAUGACUAUGCCGACUCCUCGGAGCUUACAGCCACAUGCUCAAAGAUGGAAGGAGGAAUCCUCGCCCCAAAGGCAGGCCACGAAUUGUUCACCAAGCCAAUCUACUCCGGUUUCUCCGGUCACACGCUCCUCGACCCAGGAGCCCAACACAAAGCAGGCGCACCUGUAAUCUGCACCGAGUUCGGAGGCGUCAACAUUGCACCGGCUCAGGAUGCUAAGGCCGGCGAUCGGGACUGGGGAUACACCACUGCUACGGACCAGGAAGAUUUCUUGAAGCGGUUGGAGAACCUGAUCAUGGGUAUUGUAAAGGGUGGACAUACCUGUGGUUUGGUGUAUACGCAGUUGUGUGAUAUCGAGCAGGAGGUUAAUGGGUUGUACUCAUAUGAUCGCAAGGCUAAGGUGCCUGUUGACAAGGUCAAGGCGGUUAUGGACGCUGCUAGUGAUUACUAUUACCAGCAUGUCCAGACUCAUGGACCGAGGGGGUUCAAGAAGUUUUUGCAUUCCCUGCACAAAAACUAA
This is a messenger RNA of Penicillium atrosanguineum, 2007 nucleotides long. RefSeq names its product glycoside hydrolase family 2 protein. Lineage: Eukaryota; Fungi; Ascomycota; Eurotiomycetes; Eurotiales; Aspergillaceae. The record is from RefSeq and is a predicted model, not a curated record. Gene Ontology annotation, biological process: carbohydrate metabolic process. The transcript is spliced from 3 exons. Gene Ontology annotation, molecular function: hydrolase activity, hydrolyzing O-glycosyl compounds. The annotation marks the transcript as partial.